CACUUAGGCAGCUCUGGGCACAGCAGAUGCCUGUGUACACUCAGCACGCUCCAGACCCGCACACAUGGUAUAGUCUUGCAGCUCAGGCUGAGAGGUCUGCGGGUGUUGUGAGCUCCCACCCAGCCAUGUCGUCCUGCAGCCGCGUGGCGCUGGUGACCGGCGCCAACAAGGGCGUCGGCUUCGCCAUCGCGCGCGCCCUGUGCCGGCUCUUCUCGGGGGACGUGGUGCUCACAGCGCGGGACGAGGCGCGGGGCCGGGCAGCCGUGCAGCAGCUGCAGGACGAGGGCCUGAGCCCGCGCUUCCACCAGCUGGACAUCACGGACCUGCAGAGCAUCCGCGCCCUGCGCGACUUCCUGCUCCGGGAGUACGGGGGCCUGGACGUGCUGGUCAACAACGCGGCCAUCUACAUGGAAAACCCCAAAGUUGUGGACACCAUGCCCUUUCAUAUUAAAGCGGAGGUGACUAUGAACACAAACUUCCAUGGCACCCGAGAUGUCUGCACGGAGCUGCUGCCUCUCAUGAGGCCUGGAGGCAGAGUGGUGAACGUGUCCAGCAUGGAGAGUCUCAGAGCCCUUAAAUCCUGUAGCCCGGAGCUGCAGCAGAAGUUUCGCAGUGAGACCAUCACGGAAGAGGAGCUUGUGGGGCUCAUGAAGAAGUUUGUGGGAGACGCGAAGAAGGGGGUGCACCAGACGGAAGGCUGGCCUGACACUGCCUACGGAGCAACCAAGAUGAGCAUCACUGUCUUGUCCAGAAUCCAGGCCAGGAACCUGAGUGAGCAGAGGGGAGGGGACAAGAUCCUUCUGAAUGCUUGCUGCCCAGGGUGGGUGAGAACCGACAUGGGGGGACCCGACGCCACCAAGAGCCCAGAAGAAGGAGCAGAGACCCCUGUGUACUUAGCCCUUUUGCCUCCAGAUGCCGAGGGCCCUCAUGGGCAGUUUGUCAUGGACAAAAAAGUUGAACAGUGGUGAGCUCACCCCCAGCUCCACCCAUGCGUCCUGUUUUCUUACCUGUCCUGUUUUAACCCAAAGGACUUUACACUGUCAGCCAAUGUCCCAGCCAAUGGGGAAAUCCAAACAUCGCUAUCAACUAAGACCUGCAAAUGUUCUACGACUUCUGUUGGCUACUCAGUGACUAGAGUGCUAAUUCUGUGAAUUCUCUUGAGAUCCCUCUGUGAUGGGGGAGAGAGGGUGCGAUUGCUGAAAAUAACAACUGGAAAUCAAGGGUUGAAUAAAUGCUUCUUCAGAAAGGUCUA
Molecule: messenger RNA, 1252 nt
Organism: Oryctolagus cuniculus (rabbit)
Lineage: Eukaryota; Metazoa; Chordata; Mammalia; Lagomorpha; Leporidae
Product: carbonyl reductase [NADPH] 1
Molecular function (GO): carbonyl reductase (NADPH) activity
Source: RefSeq, a predicted model, not a curated record